This is a messenger RNA of Dermacentor andersoni, 969 nucleotides long. The record is from RefSeq and is a predicted model, not a curated record. Lineage: Eukaryota; Metazoa; Arthropoda; Arachnida; Ixodida; Ixodidae.
UCGAGGCGCCUCGCUUGCCUUCGUUGCGUUCUCCAUGUGUUUUGGCACGUGUUAACCAUCCGCCGCGGCUGUAACUGCUUUGUGGGUUAACAUUUGAUAAGUGCCAUGAGCAGAGGCUUCGGUGGGGGCGGAAACUUCCGCGGAGGCCAUGGAGGUUUCCGUGGUGGCGGCGGCGGCGGCGGCUUUCAUGGGGGCAGUGGCGGUGGCUUCCAAGGAGGCCGGGGAGGUGGUGAUCGGGGUGGAUUUGGUGGUCGUGGCGGAGGCCGUGGUGGCAGAGGUGGCUUUGGUGGUGGUUUUCGGAGUGGCUUUGACCAGGGACCUCCUGAAGAGGUUAUUGAGUUUGCUUGCCUGAGCCACCCAUGCCAGGACGACUUGGUGGCUAAAGUGACUGACGAGCGGGUGCCUUUCUUCAAUGCCCCACGUUGGGCGCCAGAUGAAGGCCCCUCGCCUUCGCUCAGGGGGUCCGCGAGCCGCUACCAGCACGACAGAGGACCAGUGGCGCAAAGAACAAAAACCGUUUUAAUUUACGAUAGAACGUAACACUCAAAAUUACCGCAGCCUCGCGGCCAAUAGCAGAAAAGAACAAGGCAAAGAAGCAAGCAGUAAAUAAGCAAAGCAGCAAAAAGCAGCAAAAGCAAAGAAGCAAGCAGCAAAACAGCGAAGCAACAAAAUAUACAAGCCAAAGGGAGCGACGAUAGAACGGCCGCUACAAACCAUCAACCGACACAAUCUUUCGGGCGAUAACAGAAUUAAAGCGCAGAAAGCACGCAAGCACCGAACCAGGCGCGCAGAUAGUCCCACAAGCGAACAACAAGAGCACUCUUUCAUGCAGACACAAUACAAAGACGCUUUUCCCCCUGCUCUGUAGCACGCUCGGACAGAAACCUAGACGGGCCACGCCCCACCAGCGCCUCCCCAGGCCCGCGCCCCGCAAAAAGCCACGAGUGCCGUCUCCGCUGCCUUCUUAUC